AUGAAGUUCGUCCAGGUCCUCGUCAUCGCCGCCAUCGCCAUCGCCGCUGCCAACGGCCAAUCUGCCGCCAACACCGCUCCAGUUGCCACCCCCGCUACCGGACCGACGACGACGGGCUCUGCUGAGACGGCCACGGGUUCGGCUGCGACCGCCACGGGUUCGGCUGCGACCGCCACGACCGCCCCGGCCACCGGCGCCACCACCGAUGCCACUACGGCUGCUUCGGGUGCCGUUGACCCCGCUGUUGGUGCCGGCAGCGCUACGGCCGACACGACUGUCGGCUCCUCCAACCCGACGACGGACGCCAGUGCCACCACCUCAACUGACAGCUCGUCGACGCCCACGACCGAUUCAUCGUCGUCCGAGACUGCCUCGAGCAGCUCUGGAAGCUCGACUGACGCUUCCGCCAGCGCCUCAGGCUCGAGCGGCGCCUCGCAGAUCACCAUGGGUGCUGCCUGCGCAACCAUCAUGGCUGUUGGUGCUUACUUCUUCCACGGCUGUAGCGAUAAUUGA
Messenger RNA from Phytophthora infestans T30-4, 513 nucleotides. Its product is annotated as HAM34-like putative membrane protein. The record is from RefSeq and is a predicted model, not a curated record. The transcript is spliced from 2 exons. The coding region runs from base 1 to 513 and encodes 170 amino acids. NCBI's taxonomy places the organism in Eukaryota, Oomycota, Peronosporomycetes, Peronosporales, Peronosporaceae.